Molecule: messenger RNA, 636 nt
Organism: Asparagus officinalis (garden asparagus)
Lineage: Eukaryota; Viridiplantae; Streptophyta; Magnoliopsida; Asparagales; Asparagaceae
Product: polyubiquitin-like
Exons: 1
Coding region: 1-636 (211 amino acids)
Biological process (GO): protein ubiquitination; modification-dependent protein catabolic process
Cellular component (GO): nucleus; cytoplasm
Molecular function (GO): protein tag activity; ubiquitin protein ligase binding
Source: RefSeq, a predicted model, not a curated record
AUGGAGGUAAACAGGUCAGACACAAUUCAAGCCAUCAAAACCAAGGUUUAUGCAAGAGAGGGAAUGCCCGCGAACAAUCAAGAGCUAUUUUUUGAAGGCAAUCACCUAAGUGACGCAUCGAAGACACUAGCUGACUACAACAUCUCCCAAAAUUCCAUGAUCAACCUUUUGUUUGGAGGCACUAUUCAAAUAUUUGUAAAGAUCCUUUCAACUGGGAAAACUUUGAAGCUCGUGGUGAACGACAAAGAUACCAUCCAAAAUGUGAAGGCUAGGAUUGAAGCUAUGGAGGGAAUUUGUCAGAAUCGUCAAGGACUCAUCUACAUGGGAAAAUCUCUUGAAGAUAACCAUUCAUUACUUGCUUGCAAUAUACAAAAUGGUUCAACCCUCCAGAUGAUUCUAUGUCCAGUGGAUAAGUUUGAUAUCUUGAUCUGCACAAUGAAUGGGUAUCUUAUAAAACUUGAAGCAAGAUCUUGGUAUACUAUCCGAGAUAUCAAGCUGAUAGUUGAGGGUAUGAAGGAUAUUGAUGCAACCAAACAAAGGCUUUUUUGUGAUGUCACAGAGCUGGAGGACAGCCUCAUGCUUUCCGAAUGCAGAAUAUUCGAUCGGACAAUUCUUCACUUGCAAGUUGACAUGUAG